ACCAUCGAAACAUUGAACUAAACAAGCCAUUUUCACAUGCGUAUUCCUCUACCCGCCGGAGUGCAUAGCCUUGGCAAGACGUUUCAUAACAGUAACUUAGAAUUGAAUUCGUGGAGCCAGCAGUGUUUUUUGUGGGAUUUUAUUUUUCAUUCCUUUGAAAAAACCUCUUUGUUCAGGGUCUUGUCAGCUAGAUUGCUAGCUCGCUAGCUAUCUCUUUGAGCUACCGAAUCCUCAACUAGCAUGUCCGUGAAACCCAGUGAGGAGCCAGGUUCGGAGGCGAGCUGGUUUGGGGAGGAUUUUGAGAAGAUAGAUCGCUUCGGGAGCACGGUACCCCGGUUCAACGAUCGGAGAGAUGAAUUACUGGAAAAAAACUGGGAGGAUGAGACCACCGAACAGAAACAACAAUGCCUCUAUGAACCGGAGAGCAAUCGGCAACGGCCCCUUGUUGCCAUGGAAACUGCAUCUACAGGGGGCAGCUCAUCGUUGUUUGAUACAUUGACUUCAAAAGGCGACUCAAACUUGGACCUGUUAAGGAAAUCCUCAGAUAACGAUGGCGACCUCUACACCUCCCUCCUCUCCAACUCCUUCCAGCAGGACACCUCCUACUUCUCCGGGGACCUGAAGGGAGAGGAGCAGAAGCACACAGCCGGCCCGCAGCAGGACCGGAUACCCAGCCUGGAGUCUCACGGCAUGUUCAGCUCCGACUCGGGCAUCGAGAUGACCCCCGGCGAGUCCAUAGACGUGGCCAAGAACCUGCUGGAGUCGGAAAAGAUGGACGCCUACAACUACAUGGAUAUCAGCCGCGGAGAGGACCCACGCUCCCAGCAGCAGGAGCGUCCGCUGGGAAACUGGGGGGACACGGGCUCGGCCGGGCUGGACUCCCUCAGCAACCCGGGGCAGUACCUGGAGAAGACCCCCCCGGCAGAGACCCUGGGCCCGGCGCUGGACUCGCACGCCUUCCCUUACGUGGAGGACCCGUCGGACGAGGAGCUGUCCGACUACCAGUCCUACCGCGUGCUGGGCACCCCGCAGACCGCCAGCCCCGUCAAGAUCACGCUGACGGAGACCUCCGCCGCCCCCGCGCCCCAGCCCCGCCCUCAGGUCGCCGUCUCCGAGCGCGAGAGCAUCCUCAGCCUGGGCCUGCAGGGUGUUCCCACGGUGACGCUGUCCGAGCCCGAGGACGACAGCCCUGGCUCAGCCACGCCCCCUCUCACCGAGGAAGAGUCGCCCUCUGAUCCCCCGUUCCAGGCCCGUGAAGCCAAGCCUGUGAGUUCGGUCAGCGACCGGGCCCCCACUGGCCCCCUGGUGCAGCGCGGCCCCGCGGAGAGAGCUGACAAGACAGGGUCCCUCAAAACUGGCGCCUCCGCCGCCCACGACCAGGAUGCCAGCAGCGGCGAGUCAGGCGACUCGGAGAUCGAGCUGGUGUCAGAGGAGCCACCAUCCCGCCAGGGCCCUCCCGGCACCGGCUACGCCAGCUUCGGCCAGGUGGGCCCCGCCCACCCCCCGCCGGCCCCGCCCGCUGCCUCCAUCCAGUACAGCAUUCUGCGUGAGGAGAGGGAGGCGGAGCUGGACAGCGAGCUCAUCAUCGAGUCCUGUGACGCCUCCUCGGCCUCCGAGGAGAGCCCCAAGAGGGAGCAGGACUCCCCCGCCCCGAAAGGCCCCAAAUCCGACGCCCCCCUCGCUCCCUUCUCCGCCGCCCCCGCACCCGCCGCCCCCGCCCCCCUGGAGCCCGUGAGAGAGAAGCCGGCCAGCGACAAGAGCAAGAGCUCCAUGAACGCGGACGACGUGGUGUCCGCCAAGCCCAAGCCCCCCGCCGCCGUGGUGCCCCCGGAGGUCAGGGUGGAGCAGCCAGCCCCCGAGGAGAAGGGAGGGAAGAGGAGGCGUGCCAGCGAGGCCAGGAGGGAUUCGGAGAGAGCCCCUUCCGUCCCUGUCUUCCUCAAGGGCUUUGACAGGCAAAAAGCCAUGGACCUGCUGUACUGGCGGGACCUGAAACAGACGGGCAUCGUGUUCGGCAGCGUCCUGCUCCUCCUCUUCUCGCUCACCCAGUUCAGCGUGGUCAGCGUGGUGGCCUACCUCGCCCUCGCCGCCCUCUCCGCCACCAUCAGCUUCAGGAUCUACAAGUCCGUGCUGCAGGCCGUGCAGAAGACCGACGAGGGGCACCCCUUCAAAUCCUAUCUGGAUAUGGAGAUUGCUCUGUCUCAGGACCAGAUCCAGAAGUAUGCAGACAACGCCCAGCUCUACCUGAACAGCACCCUGAAGGAGCUGCGUAGGCUCUUCCUGGUGCAGGAUCUGGUGGAUUCGCUUAAGUUUGCAGUGCUGAUGUGGCUGUUGACGUACGUGGGGGCUCUCUUCAAUGGCCUGACGCUUCUCAUCAUGGCCGUGGUGUCCAUGUUCACUAUGCCUGUGGUCUAUGAGAAAUACCAGGCACAGAUCGACCAGUACCUGGGACUAAUAAGGACCCACGUCAACUCUGUGGUGGGAAAGAUCCAGGCGAAGAUCCCAGGCGCCAAGCGGAAGGCGGAGUAGGCCUGGUCCAGCAGACAGGCCAACGCGCCCUGCACAGGGACAGCUGGAUGACGGUUGGAGGGCCCACACGUUACCGGAGAGUAGUACCAUUUGUCAGCACCGUGGUGUUCCAAAACUAAAACAAAGCCGCGAGCAGUGGAGAAGCCCCCGGCCGAGCUGUCGAUAACCUUAGAGUAAAUGCGCUACAUCACUCACGUCAAGCACUAAAGUCUAGUGAUGAAGGUAAAAGUUUAAAAAUCAAAAAAAAAAAAGGCUAGAUGUGUUUUUGUGUUGCUUAUUAAGUGCAUGAAGUAAAUCUUAAGUAAUAUUUGAUAUCUUUUUAGUGUUUUUUUUUCCUGCUACUUUUUUUUUAAAGCAAUGCUGAUAACUUACUGUGUCGCAAAAAAAGAAAAAAAAAAAAGGCUUCUCCGGCUUUAGUGCCCUGCUGCGAUUAGUUAAAAGUGCUUCAUGUCAAUGGGUUGCUGGUGGGGCUUCUCUUUUCUCCGAGAUUAUAUAUAUAUAUAUAAAUGCUAUAUAUAUAUAAAAUCUGAAACAUCAAAUAGACUUGUGGACUAAUGUUUUUUUGGUGUUUUCCAGCACAAAUAAUUAAACAAUGUACUUACUAGGUAUGAUUACUGUAGCAUUUGGUUUUGUAUAACUAUAAGGAACUACACAAACUCAUGUUUUUAGGUACCGUUGUUGAACUACUAA
This is a messenger RNA of Megalops cyprinoides (Indo-Pacific tarpon), 3216 nucleotides long. It is a transcript of the gene rtn1a, whose product is annotated as reticulon 1a. The transcript is spliced from 10 exons. Gene Ontology annotation, biological process: brain development; endoplasmic reticulum tubular network formation; neuron differentiation. The record is from RefSeq and is a predicted model, not a curated record. The coding region runs from base 241 to 2526 and encodes 761 amino acids. Gene Ontology annotation, cellular component: postsynaptic density; neuron projection. Lineage: Eukaryota; Metazoa; Chordata; Actinopteri; Elopiformes; Megalopidae.